Notolabrus celidotus (New Zealand spotty) is the source of this 1485-nucleotide messenger RNA. RefSeq names its product programmed cell death 6 (gene pdcd6). The transcript has 6 exons. Bases 160 to 729 code for a protein of 189 amino acids. The record is from RefSeq and is a predicted model, not a curated record. Lineage: Eukaryota; Metazoa; Chordata; Actinopteri; Labriformes; Labridae. Gene Ontology annotation, molecular function: calcium ion binding.
GGCCACGCCUCUGUACGCGAGGAGGCAGGCAGCAACGUGAGCGUCGGGUGGUGGAGUCUGAUUGAAGAAGAAACUACAGCAGCAGCAGGAAGGAGAAGGAGAAGAAGAAGAAGGGUCUGUCGGUGUUUCUGGGAGCGUUCUGACAGAAGAGUCUUUAAAAUGGCGUACCACAGUCCGUACAAAGCCCCCCCACAGAUCAGCGCCCCGCCGGACCAGAGCUUCCUGUGGAAUAUCUUCCAGAGGGUGGACAAGGACCGAAGUGGAGUGAUAUCAGACUCAGAGCUUCAGCAGGCCUUAUCGAAUGGCACAUGGACUCCCUUCAACCCUGUGACGGUGCGCUCCAUCAUAUCCAUGUUCGACAGGGAAAAUAAAGGCGGCGUGAACUUCAACGAGUUCGCCGGCGUGUGGAAGUACAUCACAGACUGGCAGAACAUCUUCAGAACCUACGACCGGGACAACUCUGGUUUCAUCGAUAAGAACGAGCUAAGACAGGCGCUGACUGGAUUCGGUGAGCAGCAAAGGUAUCGUCUAUCAGACCAGUUCUACGGCACACUGAUAGAGAAGUUUGAUCGACAGAGGAAGGGUCAGGUUGCGUUCGAUGACUUCAUCCAGUGCUGUAUCGUUCUACAGAGGCUGACCGAUGUGUUCAGGCGGUACGACACAGACCAGGACGGUUGGAUCCAGGUUUCAUAUGAACAAUAUCUAUCCAUGGUCUUCAAUAUAGUAUAACACGCACAAGUCACUAUAGAAGAGCACAACUGGACACAACUGUGCCAAAUCUGCAGGCACCUCCGGGAUGUCUGCCAUGGAGGACACUACAAGAUUUUUUUAACCCCUCUUUGUGGCCCGGGUUGGGCUGUUUCACACAAAUUCAUAAAAGUAAUAAAAGAAAAGGAUCCUCCGGUUUGGAGGCGGUUGAUAGUAUUUGUUAGAGUUAAAACAUCAAUGCUUGCUUAUUAAAACAUCAAUAAAAAAAUCUUGUAGUGUUUUUUGGAUGACCAAACUGAGCUAUGUCUAUGUGGGUUCGGGAUCUGUCUUUUUGUCCGUCGGUCUGUCUGUUAUUGUCAACAAACUUUUUAAUGUCUUAUCUUUAAUUGAUAUAAUUACAAAAGAGCUCCGUGGAGAGUGAAAACGAUGCAUUGUAAAUAAGACUGCAUGCUUUUCAGGGAAAUUGAACCCCACAUUGAAGCAUGCUUUCCCUUUCUCUCGUCUUCUCCUCCUCAGCCCUGUUUUGCUCAAAGCCAUGUUUACAAAGCAGUGAAAGCAGAUCCAGGUUUGCUUUGAGAUUCACUGACAUGCCAGCUUACAUGCCAUAUUUGUACAAACUUAUUUUUAAAAACAGACUCUUCAAAUGUUAGGACAUCAUUUUGGUAGAGGGUAAGCGUAACGCCUUUAGUACGGCUUAUUUUUUGUGCAUGAUGCCUUAAAAAGUGUAAAAACAACACAAGGAAGGACAAAUCUUUUAUUAAAAAAAAUGAAAACACA